AUGAGAUCGUCGGUAGUUCAGUUAGCCCACGCCCGUUUGUUGAUUGUUGGUGGAGGAGCGGGCGGUCUUGGCGCAGCCUCAAAAUUUGCUCGAAAACUACCACAAAAUAGCGUGGCUAUCAUCGAGCCUAGUGAGAGACACUACUAUCAGCCAGGAUUCACAUUUGUUGGAGCUGGAGAGUUACGAUUGGCCGACAAUCAACGAAAUGAGGAAGAUCUUAUUCCAUCGAAAGUCAAAUGGUACAAGAAUGCAGCUAAACGACUGGUACCGGAGAAUAAUUCUGUGAUUUUAGACAAUGGAGAUACGCUGACAUACGAUUAUCUUGUGAUCGCUUGUGGUAUUCAGCCCAGAUUCGACUUGAUCAAAGGGGCUCCCGAAGCUCUUCAGUUGGAAGGAAGUGGUGUUUGUAGCAUCUAUUUGCCGCAUCUUGCCGAAAAAACACAUCGGGAAAUCCAAGCUUUCAAAUCAGGAAAUGCUAUUUUCACUUUCCCCGCUGGACCCAUCAAAUGUGCUGGUGCGCCACAAAAAAUUAUGUAUUUGGCCGAUGAAAUCUUUCGAAAACGGGGAGUUCGUGAUGCAGCAAAAAUUGAUUAUUACACAUCAUUGCCAAAAAUUUUCGGAGUUGAAAAAUACGCUCAAGCGCUUGACAAAGUCGUCAAGGCCAAGGAUAUCACUUUACACGCGAGAACGGUGCUUAAAGAAAUUCGACUUAAUACAAAGUCAGCCAUUUUUGAUGUCUACAAUGCAGAAGGGAAGCCAAGUGGUGAAACGAUAGAAUCUAAGUUCACAUUACUUCAUGUGGCACCGGUAUGCCGUCCAAUAGCGACCGUUAGUGAAUGCUCAUCAUUGGUCGAUGCUGCUGGAUUUGUUGAUGUCGAUCCUGAAACUUUACAAUCUCGCAAAUUCACGAAUGUGUUUGCGAUCGGUGAUACUGCUAAUACUCCAAAUGCAAAAACUGCGGCUGCUGUUUCCGGACAACUUGGAACUCUUGAAGUUAAUCUAAAAGCCGCAAUGAAUGGAAAACCUUUGGGAUCUAAAUAUGACGGUUAUGCUUCGUGUCCACUCCUCGUUGGUGGAAAUAAAGUGAUCUUGGCUGAGUUUACCCCAAAAGGGCCUUUGGAAACGUUACCGGUCAAUCAAGCUGUGCCCCGAAGUGUCUCUUAUCUCUUGAAGCGCUACAUAAUGCAACCACUCUAUUGGCAUGGUUUGGUCAAGGGUUAUUGGAACGGUCCAACUACAAUCAGAAAAAUUCUUCACUUCGGACGCUCCAAU
This is a messenger RNA of Mesorhabditis belari, 1272 nucleotides long. NCBI's taxonomy places the organism in Eukaryota, Metazoa, Nematoda, Chromadorea, Rhabditida, Rhabditidae. The record is from the annotation of a GenBank genome assembly.